This is a messenger RNA of Serinus canaria (Common canary), 6497 nucleotides long. RefSeq names its product Ral GEF with PH domain and SH3 binding motif 1 (gene RALGPS1). The transcript is spliced from 20 exons. The record is from RefSeq and is a predicted model, not a curated record. Bases 1664 to 3415 code for a protein of 583 amino acids. Gene Ontology annotation, biological process: positive regulation of GTPase activity; Ras protein signal transduction. Lineage: Eukaryota; Metazoa; Chordata; Aves; Passeriformes; Fringillidae. Gene Ontology annotation, molecular function: guanyl-nucleotide exchange factor activity. Gene Ontology annotation, cellular component: plasma membrane.
GCAAGUUGAAAGAAAUUGUACGAAUCAAAAGCUGUGAAAAGAAGUUGCAUGUCAUUUAAGUGACUUCUUACAUUUUAUUGCCAAUGUUUUGGGCCUUUGAUAAUUUCUGGCAUUUGAGAAAUUUCUUUUAUAAUCUUGUUUGUGUGAAAUAUGGCAAGUACAGGGGAAUAUUAUUUUGAAUAUUUUUCUCUGUGUUGUCUGACAGCCUCUUCAUCCUGUGGUCAUAGUAUUAGGUCCUGUGUUACUUUGUAUGCAGAGUGAUGCUUUCUGCAGGUGGGGAAACACUUCAAAUGAUCAAGUGGACUUGACUUAAAAGGAUAAUUGCUUCCUAUGACUUUCAUGAAGGUAGCAAAACAAGUGGGUGUGUAGAGAAGAAUUUUUUCAUAGAUGUGAAUCUUGAGGAAAUCUUUGCACAUAAGAAAAAGCAGUGCAUUUUUAAUGCUUGUGUUAUAUUUGGAACAUUUUGGGAGGAGGGGGUAAGGUGAGGGGAAUCUAUUUUGAUCAUGUCUAGAAUGAAAGUUUCUAGCCUUGCAAGAUCUGUGUAUGUGCUGAAUGUUGAAAGGCAAAAGUAUAUUAGUGCUUUUUGGCUUAGGUAUUAAAGCAUUUUUGUCUUACUUUGAUAUAAUGAACAUUGAAACUUGGUGUAAAACUGAACUUGGGCAUGAUUCAAGUUCACAUAUGGGAUUUUUCUUUCCCCUUUCACAUCGUUACUGAUUCCUCAUGCCCUGGAGAACCUAUUCAGAAAGGCAGGGAUGGAGGCCACAAGAAUAUAAUUGUGGCGGUAAUGUAAAUGCCACAUGUUAAAGAAAUUACAUCUACAGAAUUACUUUCUACUUCAGGAUUGUAAGGACUGUUAAGAAGAGCAACUCCAGACCUAGAAAUACUUAUCAGCCUGUUAGUGCUCAAAAUGAGUUAACCUUAUCAGGAGUGCCAUGACCUAGUUGAACUGUUAGAACAUGGGUUGGACUCGAUGAUCUUAAUGGUCCCUUCCAACCUAGAAAUUCUGUGAUUCUGUGUGAUUCUGAGAAAAUAUAAAAGAAAUUAACUGUUGCCUUGUUUAGCAGAGAUGAUUUUGGCAUUAUUUGAAGCAAAAUUAGUGACUUGUUUCAUUCGAGAUCCUGGGGAGAAUUGUUUGUCAUUGUAGGAAUGAGAAGUAAAAACUUCAUCUUUCAAAAGAGAGUAAAAUAAGAGGAUAUUUUUAUUCUUAGCUGUUUGUUUUUUCAGAAUUUUUCUGUUGGUGUGAUUAGUGUUGUGGGAGGGAACGCAAGGACGCAGAGGAAAAUGUGGCAGUAUCCCUUGCUACACAUAUGAGCAACUACAGAUUUUGCUGAAAGAGUCCAUUUACAGGAAUCAGGGGCAGUGCCUGCCAUGGGCUUAUCCAUGUGUGCUGUGGAGAAUGACGACACAACCGUGCUGUUUGCUCAGUUAAGGAGAAUCAAAGCUUGAGCUGACUUCCUAGUUCUGUAAGCAGUUUGUGGUAGCCUGCAGUUUCUGAGACUUUGUCCUGCCUGGGAGGAACUUUUAUAUAAAACUUAAUUCAAUGUGAAUGACAAAUAAUACACUUUUUCCCCCCCUGCAUUUCUGGAGUUGAGUGGAGGAAUUUCUGUUUUCUGUUUUCAACCAGUGCUGGCUGAGCUGAAACUUCCUGCACCUUGUGGAGAGCAUGUAUAAAAGGAAUGACCUCAUGGCCAGUGUGAUGGUCACCUCCGCCACUCCAGAGGGUAGUAGCAGCUCAGAUUCCCUGGAAGGGCGAAGUUCAGAUUAUGCCAAUAAGAGCUACGAUGCAGUUGUAUUUGAUGUGUUGAAAGUGACUCCUGAGGAGUUUGCUAGCCAGAUAACAUUGAUGGAUAUGCCAGUAUUUAAAGCUAUACAACCUGAGGAACUAGCCAGCUGUGGAUGGAAUAAGAAAGAAAAACACACCCUCGCUCCAAAUAUUGUUGCCUUUACUAGGAGGUUUAACCAGGUCAGUUUUUGGGUUGUACGAGAAAUAUUAACAGCACAGACCUUAAAAAUAAGGGCAGAAAUACUGAGCCACUUUGUGAAAAUAGCUAAAAAGCUUUUAGAACUGAACAAUCUUCAUUCUCUUAUGUCUGUGGUGUCAGCACUGCAGAGUGCACCUAUCUUCAGGCUGACCAAAACUUGGGCUCUUUUGAAUCGGAAAGACAAGACCACCUUUGAGAAGUUAGACUAUUUACUGUCUAAGGAAGAUAAUUAUAAAAGGACACGAGAGUACAUCAGAAGCUUAAAAAUGGUUCCUACGAUUCCAUAUUUAGGAAUUUAUCUCUUGGAUUUAAUCUACAUAGAUUCUGCAUAUCCUGCUUCAGACAGCAUAAUGGAGAAUGAACAAAGAUCCAAUCAAAUGAACAAUAUUCUCCGAAUAAUAGCUGACCUGCAAGUAUCCUGCAACUAUGAUCAUCUCACAACACUUCCCCAUGUGCAAAAGUAUUUGAAGUCUGUCCGUUACAUUGAAGAACUUCAGAAGUUUGUAGAAGAUGACAAUUACAAAUUAUCUUUAAGAAUUGAGCCAGGUAACAGCUCUCCUCGACUGGUUUCCUCCAAAGAAGAUCUUGCAGGUCCAUCUGACAUGUCAGCAAUUAUGAAAUUCAGCAGGAGACCCACAUGUCCUGAUGCCUCAGUAGCAGCAAGUCUAUCUACACCUCCUGUACCAAGGCACCGGAAGAGUCACAGCCUAGGAAACAAUAUGAUGUGUCAGUUGAGCGUCGUGGAGAGCAAAAGCGCCACCUUCCCGACGGAGCGGCCCCGGCACCUGCUGGACGACAGUGUCCUGGAGUGCCACAGCCCCGCGCGCGGCCACACGCCCAGCACGCGCCUCCUUGCCAACGGCCUCUCCAUAGAUAGCAGUGAAAGCUCAGAAUUUAGUGAGGAGCUGCCGUCAGGGCUUGAAAGGGGUCGUUUAUAUGCCACGCUGGGGCCUAACUGGAGGGUACCGGUCAGGAAUUCUCCUCGGAGUCGAAGCUGUGUCUACAGCCCAACAGGUGCAUGCAGCUGCACAGCAGGUGGUUCCACAGGAGUCAUUACCAUGGAAGGGCCUUUAAGAAGAAAAACACUGCUCAAAGAAGGCAAGAAACCUACUCUCUCCUCAUGGACUAGAUACUGGGUCAUGCUUUCAGGAUCAACUCUUCUCUACUUUGGAGCAAAAGCUUUAAGAGGCACUGAAAGGAAACAUUAUAAAUCUACACCUGGGAAAAAAGUCUCCAUUGCAGGCUGGAUGGUGGCACUGCCUGAUGACCCAGAGCAUCCUGAUAUUUUCCAGCUAAAUAACCCUGACAAAGGCAACGUUUACAAGUUUCAGACUGGUUCAAGGUUUCAUGCAAUAUUAUGGCAUAAGCAUCUGGAUGAUGCGUGCAAAAGCAACAAGCCUCAGGUACCUGCUAAUCUAAUGUCAUUCGAAUAAUUUCCUCUCCUACCUGGUGUGACUUCAAGUGCCAAACUGAAGAAACAGGUUAUUGUUCUCUAAGGAAGAAGAGGAGAAUGGUUUUCCUGACAUGAGCCAGCCACAGAUAUUUCAGCACUUUCCUAAGUAACUUGAAAGUGAAUCUGACACAGCUUUUAAAAGCAGAAAGUGAAUGUUAUUCCUAGGACCAGAUAAAGUCUCAUGCACUGAGUGAAAGCAGACAAGUUAGAUGGACAGAAGAUUAAUCCUGCCUCCUGCAGGAUUCUAGAGCCCUCAACAAUUUGUGGUCAGAGACUGCAUGAACUGAUAUUUGGCCGCAAACUGAGCAUUAUAUCUUCUGCCUGUUCUUUUUCAAAUGGUUCUUUUUAUUGUUAAGCUGCUUUGUGUGACUGAAGAAUAUUUGGCCCAUGUUGGGUUUAAUUUCUUUCUAAUGCACAGAAUGACUGACAGUGUUAACUUGCUCCAAAGUGUCAAUUAGAAUAGAAAAUUGUGGAACAACCUUUUUAUAACCUAAGUGCACUGAGUUGCUUGGAAAUGUGGCUGCCUCAAAUUUUCUAUCAAAUCUCUGGACAAUAUGCUGUUCAUAUUUGAGCUAUUUGGGAAAAAUGUAUUUUGGCAUAGGACAGUUGGUUUUCUUUUUCAUUCAGUUGUUUUGCUCAGGAAUACGCUGGUAAUAGAUUUAAGGCCGUUUAAAUUUAUGUUGUGCUGAAGUUUGUCUUACAUUCUCUUACCAAUGGCAUAGUUGCUUAUAAAUUUGGUGUUUUGGUUCAGUCUGAAUGUUGCUCAUUUCAAACCCCUUAGCACAGGGAAGCAGGUAAUCAGGUGUUUUAUAUCACAUGGUCCUGGCUCCUCAAAAUGACUCCAUAUCAUUGUUUCUGUUCUGUCCUUCUGCGGAUGACUUGGCUCCACUCAAUUACAGUAUGUGUUGUGACUUCAGGACAUUAGUACUGGUAGAUGGUACUGCUAUUAUAAAAUCAUGGUGGCAGUGAAAGACUGUUCAACAGUGGAGCAAGUACAAAGAAAUCUCCACAUCAAUAUCCAGAGAAUAAAUGAGCAAACAAAAAUGUAACUGAAGUUCUCUGAAGGAACUCUCUCUGUACUGUAUUCCUGCUGUACCCUGGCACUCCUGCAGUCAGAAUCAUUUUCUGUUCAUUUGUUAAAUUCAUCACUUUUUCUUUUUGAAACUCUUUUGCCAUAUAGCAUCAUUAUUCAGACUUCAUCCAUCACCUGAAAGCCUCCUCUGACUUUCCUAAGAUUGCGUAGAGGAGAAAUUGGCAAGUUAGCCCUUAACUUACAAACCAGGAACACCAUGAAAGUCAGUUUAAGUGAACAGAACCUCUACUAGAACAAGCUUCCUAGCAUUAGCAGUAUGUAUUCUGUGGACUUCCAUGAGUUUCUACAUUUUAAUUUUGAAACUUCUCUAACAGCAAGGAGAAAAAGCUAACUGUAUUGUUAAGUGAAGGUCACAAGUAAAUUUAUUGUUCUUUUAAGAGUUCAUGUUACAAUCCCAAAAGCCUAAUGCAUACCAGGAUUUCAAGAAAAACAGUUCCUGAUAACAAUUGCAUUUAGAUCUUGGGACAUGGGAAAGUGCAUGUAAAGUUGACAAAAUUUAUUUGAUAACUGAGGAACUCUGUGAAAAGAGUUGUAAUUAAAAAUAUAUUUGUGUUGUUUUUCUCUUUCUUUCCUAACUUAAGACAACUUUGAACUAGGAAAUACAUGGUUAUCUGCAAGGGCAGAGCAUCGAACGCCAUUAGAGAUGGUAUAGAAGCUUUUGAAUGUGGUAACAUCCUGUCAGCAGUAAAUGACUUCAGACUGUUAGGCUAUGAUAUAGUCUGAAUUAUUCUACACCUGUGGAUUUUUGUGAUUAGUCAUCAAUGAGAUUAAACAUCUUUUCCGGAUAGCACAAUUGUGAAAUUGCUGCAGUGUUGAGAAAUUCAGGCAGUGAAAGAAUAAUGAUGGCAGUGAAAGAAUACUAGUAAAACAUCUUAAACCAAUUUUAAAUUAGUCUUUAAGGAUUAAACAGUUCCUAGCUGCUGAUUAGAGGUGUUAUGAUGCCAUUUGGUACCAUUUGCUAUUACCGGGUACUGCUAUGGUUAAUUGAAAGUGGCUAUUGAAAUACAAUAGGUUGCCUGUCACUACUGAUUGUUACAGCAUUUCCACAAAAUAAUUUCACAAACCAUACAAGUUUUCCUCCAUCAAAGAGAACAACUACAGUAGUUAUGUAAAAGUAAACAUUAUGACAUAAUUACCAUUUUCACAAUUGUGAAGAUAUAAUAACUAUAAGUAAUAUUAGUUUAUUUAAUGUAUUGCUUAAUUUAUUUAAAUAAUUUUUAUUUUAUUAUUUAAUUAUUUAUUAUUUUUUUAUUUAUUUAAUUAAUUUAAGUGUAAUUCAGUGCCAAAAUGCAUGUUUUUCCAAAUAGCGGUAAAAUGAGGCAAAGAAACUAGUUUUCAAAGUGAGACUGACUUGUCACACUGUAAUGUUAAUCAGUUUCAACAUUUUGGUUUGUUUUGUGUGGAAACUGUUGCACUAUUUUUGGCUGUGUUUUUCAGCAGUCCACUGCAUGCCAUUUGUGUAAAGGAUUCUUUCUAAAAUUCUUGUGAACUGUCUCACCUGUAAGAACUCUGGUGUUGGAACCUAGGUUUUUGGCAAAGUAUUUUGUAACCUCAGUCUUGUAUCGAGUUGCUGCAUUUUUCAGUUUGUUACAUUGAUAAUAAUGAUUGUUUUGCUAAUUAAAUACUUUAAUGUAAAAAAAGUUUGUUUACUACAACAGUAAUAGCAUUUGGUUGUAAGUUUAAAAAUGUGCAGGGUAUGUACGCUGUUGACAAUAAAAUAUUCUGAAAAAGAAUAGGAGAGGUACAGAAGGAAUGUUUUAGCUCAAAGGCAGCAUGCAUGUUUUAUUUUGAAUGAAUGGUAAUAUAAUUGAACAGACUUUAUAGAGCACAGUCUAGCCAUUUAGUAGUAUAAAUACAACAGAAUCAACAUUUCUAGGAUAAAAUUGAAAAAGCCUCCAAAUCUGAAGGUUUUUCAAGUGAUAUUUUGAAAGUCCAAAGAAGUAGAGACAAACUUAAAUUUCUUUGCACU